Linum trigynum is the source of this 5260-nucleotide messenger RNA. The record is from the annotation of a GenBank genome assembly. NCBI's taxonomy places the organism in Eukaryota, Viridiplantae, Streptophyta, Magnoliopsida, Malpighiales, Linaceae.
UACAGGGAGUAUGAAAGGAUGUCAAGAAGUCUACAGGUCAAGGAGGAGAGGAGGCAUGGUCAUUUCCAUAUGAUGAUAAAGGAACCCUUAUAGAUAAACUACCUCACUAGAGAAGAGGGUACAUGACCCUGGGGAGUUAGGCUGAUAGCAAGCCUUUAAAAGGAACAAGACAAGCAACGAGAUAAAUGAUGUAGAGGUUGAGGUUAGAUCAGGCAUGCUAUACACCUGCCAACCGCAAGCUAGAGGACAAGGUAUGAGAAGGGGUUGAGAGACCCUGCAAAUUACCAUGAUCAAGGAGAAUCGGAAAAUCGUGGAAUUUCAAGGAAUCCAUUGGGAAAGUCCAAAGUGGGAACUAGAGGGCCAAGAGCAGGAGUCUCGGAACCAGCCAUAGGAGUAAAUCAUUCAAUCAACCGGGUAUAGACAAGCAAGUACAGCGUUCAUUAGGGGUUCUAAUGAAAGUGGAGAAUUUGAGGAAGAGUCUAAAUGGUCGUAAUGAAGAGAGUUUGCGAACAAUACCAAGGAAGAGCAAAAAAGCCAGAGGGAGUUUGACGAGAUUUCAAGAAGUAAAUGGGUCAAGUCUCAGGUGACUCGAGGUCAAGAAGCUGCACAAAGAGGUACGAUGAGGGAAAGCAUUACCGAGAAGGAGGAAAAAAGAGAAGUUAUGGCAUGGUAGGAGGGCUCCAGAUGAGACAACUAGUUAAGGAUGAAACAGACACAAUUAGUUAAGCCACUAAGAAUCCUAACUAAGAGACUAAGUUUAUGUACAAGAUCGAUCAACAAAAGAGACAUGGAAUGAGUUAUGUUAAAGGUUACCAAGCGCAAGCCACCAUUGGAAGUUGUGACCUAAAACACCAACGAGAAGAUACUCAACAGAGGUUGAUGACCAAAUAUAGUACAAACAACAACAGAAGAGUUGUAGUUUGGUGGUAGUAAAAGUAAAGAAGCAAGAAGAACGCCAUGGGAAUUGGGAAGUUAUAGAAAAAAAAUGGUUGGCAUCAACCUGGCGAUGUAUGCAUCGAGGAAGAUAGUAAGACGGGCGGAAGCAGGAGUACAACAGACAACAAGAAAGCAUUAGGUUGACCACCAAGUAGAGAACAACCGAUCCAUAGGAAGUCCAUAAAGAUAUUUCAGUCAAUUUUUAAGGCGGAAUCAUGAUCGUCAGGAAUAAUCGAAGGGAGAACCUUAUCUAUCAUGGUACAUGAGUGAGAAGAGAAAAUAGGGACCUAGAGACUACAUCGAGAACAAGGGACAUCUAGAACUAGCAAGGAACAUCAAGAAGAAGAGUCAUGAGUAAAGAAGUAAGAGGGAUAUGAGUUUAGGGAACCUGCUAGGAUACCCCAAAGUGAAACCAAGAUCGCCUAUAUUGGUGAAAGGUGUCAAUCUCUCGGGUAAAACCUUAUUGGACGGGGAAACCGUACGAGGAGUUUCAGCUAGGGUCUAAGAGUGGCAGAAUGGAUAUUACGAGAACAUCAAAUUCAAGCAACUAUAAGGAAGUGCUAAGUUAGGCGCCGGGAGUGAGCAAGUAAGCCAUUGGGAAUAUCAUGAUUCUUGAAAUGAUUCAUAAGGUUGAUCGCAAGCUAGAGAGAAAUGCAAAGGAUGUCUCUAAUGCCUACAGAAGGUAAAAGCAGUAGUAUGAGGUUUUGGCGCUAAGCAACAAGUAACGAGGAGAUGACCAUUCAAUGUAUGGUUAAAGGGUAAGACAAGAAAAAAAAAAAAGAUGCAAAUUUAGGAGUUACAAAUCCUCGUAGUAAGAAGGAUUACAACAAGCAAGACUUGGGGUAAUCACAGCGAAAAAUUUCGAGGGAAAAUUUUCUAUAAGUGGGGAGGAAAUGUGAUACUCGACUCUGAUUUAGGGGCCAACAACGAGUGCUGAAUGAGCUGGAUCAACAAAGUGAAUCGAUAAUUUUGUUCCAUCACCAGAUGGGGGAAUUAAAAAGGGACAAGUAGCCACUCAAAGCUACUCGAUGCUAAUGAGCUUGUUGAGAAUACCUUUUAUGGUCAAGAGGAAAUAACUUGAGGUGAGGUAAACUAUACGGGACAAGCAACGGACAUCAUCAAGGUUCAUAUAGCGAGAAUAAAAAAUUUAAGGCAAGGAAGUACAAGAAUGAUGUUGACAGAGGAAUGAGAUUCAAACAAAUUUUGGGGACGAAAUUUUUAUAAGGGCGGAGGAAAUGUAACACCCCGACUUUGGGUUCAGGUUCGACCAAAAUACGGGAACAGUUGGGUUAACGGUUACGUACGAAGGGUUGCAACCGCGAAUUAUGAAUAAUAAUAAUAAUAAUAAUAACUACUAUAUUAUUAUUAUUAUUAAAAAAAAUAUAUAUAUUAAAGGGAAGGAACCGCUCGGCCCCUGAUUAUUCCCCCAGCUGACACCUUCCUCCCGAAACCCUUGGCCGGUGAGGAAAGCAACCGCAGCAGCAACCGUGGGGAGCCCUAGCAGCUCACCGAGCAACGCCGCCAAUUCGAAGAAAAGAAACCCUCCAGCGAUCGGAUCAUUCCCCAGCGCAGCCUUCCCUCGUGAUUAUUCCCACAGUAGAGUGAAGAAGCAAGCAGCUCCCCCACUCGCCCCACCGAUCGUACCAAAAAGAUUCCCCCGAAGCUCGUUGUCAUUCACAUCAUUCAUGAUCACAUUGGGGCAUCUUGUAGGAUCGAAGGAGAAAUCAUUCACGUAGCACCACUUGCAGCCUGCGUCCAGUAGUUAAAUCGACUGGUGAUGAUUCGACAAUUACACGGAUUUAAAUGGCCCAGUCUCUUGCACGUGGUAAAUUGGAUGGUGCUUUGUACGAUUUUCUACGAGGAGCAUUGAUUGGUCAAACUGGGGACAUCGCAGUGUUUAUAACAAGAGCGGGUUUGUGAAGGCAAUUCUUCUAAUUCCACCAAUUUAACUUGCAAGGUGAGUGCAAAGGGGGCAAAUUCUACGCUUACGGUUUUCAAGUAUUUGCCUUGAGUAUUUUCGAGUAUUGAUUUACGUGUGCAGUAUUUGAUUCAUGUUUGAGAUUGCAUGAUUAUGGUUGAUGAUAUGUGCCUAGUUUGACUUAUGACUUGAAGUGAAUGGUUAUUAUUUACCUUGAAAUUUUAUGAGUAUAAGUUAUUGUUAAAGUUUAAGAAACAAGUUCUUUUUAAGAAGUAACUCACCUUCAAGAAGGUGAAACUGUUUUAAGAGUUUUAGUCACUAGCGCCAGUCCGUUGCCAUUUGAGAUUUUGAGAUAGAGCAGCAGUUAUGCUCUUGAGACUUUUAAGAUGAGCAGCAGUUAUGCUCUUGAGAAUCGUGGUGAAGAGCUACCACGAUAAGUUUAAGAUGUUAGGGGGAUGAAUCGUUACGACUCCCCUAACUAAGUUUAAGUUUUAGGAAAGCCUGGAUGGCUUCUCAUACGUAUGAGUUGGCAACCGGACUAGCUAGUGAGGGAUCCCCGUGUCAGUCAAGUAUUUAAGUCAAGAUUUGAGCUUUAAGAGAGGAGAGUAACUUCAACUCCCUCAAAGUUUAAGAGUUAAGAUUUUAAGAUUGGAAGUACAAACAACUUCCACUAGUCAAAGUUAAGUGUUUAAGUAAAGUACUCAAGUAUUAGAAUUAUUAAAACGUAAGGGCGUAGACUGACCACAUCUCACUCACCAAGACUUAGUAAAGGAAUAAGCGAGAACUAGAUCGAUUGUUGCAGCUAGAGGAGCAGUUAGUGAGCAGCGAGAUCGAGAAAGUUGUUCGAGGCAAGCCAGCUAGAGGAGGAUAGUACAAGCGUCACUGGAGGUGCCAGAGAUCGAAUCCGAGCAGACAACAAAGUAGAGUUUUAGUUAUUGAUUUACGAUUAUGAGUAGUGACUGGAGAUUCAAAUUAAGAUUCUAUGGUUGAUGUUUGCCCAAGUGUUAGGGCUUUGUUUUAAGAGAUUUCAGUUCAUUUCAGUAUUUGUUAUGGUUAUUUAUGGAAAGCUUCCAUUUUUUUUACAAGUCUUUCGUUUCUUAUUUUGGUUUAUGAGUCAUCAAGGGCAUUUUGGUAAAAUUAGUACCCGGUCGGGUUAGGGUGUUACACAAAAUGUCACUAAAAAUGACAAACAAGAAUAAUAAACAAUACAAACCGAAUCGAUACAUACAUUACAAACCUUACUUACAAACAUUACAAAAUAUGUCAACAAACAUCAUAAGACCCACACUGUCGCCGAGAAAUCCUUCUCCGAUGUCGCUGGUCGCCGGAAAAUCCUCUCUCUCCCUCUCUCUCUCCUUCACUUUGUCAUUAUCGCCGCUCAAUUGGGCAAUCCCGCUGUAGCUUCUAUAAAAUACUUCCCAAUUCCCAUUUCUCCCAAUCUUCACUCUCCCCACUCAUCAAUCAACUUCAAUCCCGCCUCUGUUUGAUCGCCCAAUUAAAUUCGCCAUGGAUCCCAAUCCCAAAUCCUUCCCGAUUCUCUACUACGUCAUGCAGCGCCUGCCGUCGAUCAGCUCCAAAGCUCCUGCUGCUGCUCCUCCUCCGGUCGCCGCCUUCGACGUCGAGCAACCGCCGCCGCCUUCGACGUCGAGCAACCGCCGCCGCCUUCGACGUCGAGCAACCGCCGCCGCCCCGCUCUCCCUCUUAUCCUUCCUCCUCCUCUUCCCCUUCCUCGUCACCCUCCGGCCAGACUCGCCUCCUCUACGCGAUGCCCAAUCUCAAAGUGCCGGUAGUUGCGUCGCGGCGGGAAGAUGACGUCGACGGGUGCAGGUCCACUGGUGCCGCCGCAGGAGAAUAAAGUCCCGCAAAGUGUCGGUAGUUGCGUCGGGAAGAUGACGUCGACGGGUGCAGGUCCGCCUAUUUUUAUUAUUUAAUUGGUAAAUAAUUAAAUCAUGUAAUUACUUUAUUACCCUUCAUUAAAUGAGAUCAAUUAAAGCCCUUGAAUUUUAAUGAGGUUGAGUGGCUGAGAUUCACUUAGCCAUGUGACUAAGGAGACCCCUUAGUCACCUGAUCUUGGCCCAUGGAAUCAACCCUCCUGGACAUAAGGGGCAGCAAGUUUCAUCAACUAUUUACCAUGUUAACAUUUUUUUUUUCUUUGGUAGUGAUUCUAUCCAUGACUGUCAACCUAAGCAAAACACUAUGACUAGGAAUCAUAGGCUUCCCCCACACCUGAAAUGAAUGGAUGGAUCUACACGGCUCUUUAGGAUCUUUUCAACUAUUUCCGAAUCGGUAUAAGGGGUUUUCUUAAGAGAAAAUAAAAUACUAAUUAUUAGUACAAAAAAACUUGCAUUUUUAAAUAUUAGCCAUGCCUUUUAAAAUACAAAGUAUAGAUAAAUGUUAACUUUAAGU